Molecule: messenger RNA, 2534 nt
Organism: Lingula anatina
Lineage: Eukaryota; Metazoa; Brachiopoda; Lingulata; Lingulida; Lingulidae
Source: RefSeq, a predicted model, not a curated record
AUUGACUCUGCAGGCAGAAGUUGGGCCAAGAAAGUAACGUGACUAUCUUAAAUAGGAGUCCGCUAAAAAUCGGAAAAUUUUGGAUUACAUAGUUGUUAAUUUGUACUUCACAUUAAUGAAGAGAUCGCACACGUAUAAUUUCAGAGAUGGGAAGAGGACAAAGGGAAGAUUAGACAAAGGUAGGAUGACGCUAAUAUAUUUAACACACACCUGACGGUAGACAUUUUGCAGUCGAAGAGGGCGUUCAGCAUGUCUGCAGUAGGAUAUCAGCAGUCCAUACGGUUUCUGGGCGGGAUUUGUAUUGUUUUGCUUGUUGUUAUGUUGGACCUCAUAUACUUUAAUGGAUCAACGCCGCAACUGAAUAGAAAAGGAAUGAACGUUACUGUGCCUCAGUUUAAAAAAUAUCAGGCACGUGUAUGUUCUCUGGACUUUUUACGGAACUACUUCGUGAAAACCGGACGCUUUUUUGGAGGUGGGAAAUGGGUGAAUGAUAAAUGGUGGCCAAAAGAUUGCAUGAUGCCUAAAUACCUUAGCCCUGAACAACUUGCACCUUGUUUAGUAAAGAAAAACAUAAAGAAAAUAGGGCAAGUCGGAGAUUCACAAUCUAUGCGGUAUAUGGCAGCUAUAAAACGGGGUGAAAAUGCUUAUUCGUGUAAAUUGUUAAAAAGUGAAAGCACGAUGUCAAGAUCACCAGCUCCAAGUUACUUCAGCCCUCCUCUUGACCCCAAGUCCAUACGAGUAGCCAGCAGGGACUGUAGCGGGUGUGCCGGACAGCUUGUUCGCUGUACACCUCAAGGUAGCACAGAAACGACUGACAUUGAAGUGUUAAUUACGGAAUAUACUAAAGACCAUGAAAUAUCUACAAAAAGAAAUGCCUGGAAACAUGAGUGCGACGACAGGCUGAAGAAUAUUAGUGGAAUAUUUUGUCAAGAGUCGAUGACAACGCAAGAGGUGUAUUUCCGUGAAUACUGGGCUCUUUCUGGAUACCCAGAUGUAAUCAUUAUAUAUGCUGUUCACGCCCACGAGGCACAAAAGCGACGGCCAAGUGAUUUUAGACGUGAUUUCACUUGGUUUAUAGACCUUGUCGUUUCUGUGGUGCCAAAAACAACAAAGAUUUUAUACUGGAACUCCCCGCAGGUUAAUUCUGCCAAACAACCAGUCUUUUGGAGAAAUAUCACUGCCAAUACAUACAUCAGCCAAUUAAAUGCAGUAAGCGCAUCUGUGAUAAAAAAAUUCAUCAUUGAGAAAAAGGUAAAUAAUUUAUACCCGAUGUUUGACUUAUAUGGAAUAUCUAGGGACGUCAUGAAGUGGAUUGUAGAUGGAGUUCACUUCUCGGGUCCGUGGUACAACCAAAUUAUCACGCUGUUUUGGACAACUUUAUGUGCAGAUUAACCAUUUAAAAUAAUAAUAAUAAUAAUAAACGUAUUUAUUAGGUGUUAUCUAUCGGAUGAAUAUCAGUGGGGUGUCUCUUCCACCCGUUCUCUCGGCGAGUUUUUACACAAUAUGACUUACUAUCGGUGCAGUGGUUUUUAAAGAGCCGACCUCGGCAUUGUUUGGCGUGCCAUGGCCAUCUCCACCUUGACACGAUGAAGAUAGGCUAUAGUGAAGAGGUUAGUGGCAAGUUAUCUCUGAAGCUCAGGGUGCCAUCUCAGAUUGAGUUGAUAAAAUUGUGCAGAGAUAAACAUACAUGAAAUUACAUACAUACAUAGAAGAAUGUCCCUCCAAUUUUUAAUAGCGUAUGAAAAAAAUGAGAAGGAAGAGAAUGCAAUGUGCAGUUCCACAUACAGGGUAUCGAUAGAAGUAGAUAUUAACAAUACGGAUAAUACAUUCUUGGUUAAAAGGCUGUACUACUCAUUUUUACUUCUAUGGAAAUCAUUGUGGAGAAUCAUAUUUGAGGGGGUCCAUUGUUAAUUUGAAUAAAUCGCAUAAAAACGGAUAUCUGCACCGGUACAAUGUAUGUUGGGUUUUCUUAACCCUUAGGCAUGUUAAAUAUGGAAUAAAAGCAAAGGUUAAUACCCGCAUAUGAUCAUUUGUUUACAAGAGCGCAUAGGACUAAUGGUGGUACUACCCUUUUGACCAUGAGUGUACUUAGCAAACAUUGUUGGGUAGAAGAUGAAGAUAUUUGUAUAUAUACUUAUGCAUGGGGCCCAGGCUGGUUUUUCAUAAUAUGCUCUUUACUUAGGCUGCCCGUAUUGUUUGCUAGUUUACCUCCGGCAUGUGUUGAAACUCCACUGAGUACCCUCAUCCAGGGUCGCAGAUUAAUUAUGUUCACUUUUCUCACAGCAGAGAAUCAUGUCCUUAAUUAUCCAGAGACAUAAUAUCUGUGAAUAUAUAGUGGAAAAAAUCAAUCUGUGUUCCUGGUAGAGGUAUCCUUGGACUUUGUUGAAAGGUUUUGCACUUUAAGCCAAUAAAUCGUGGAGUCCAGCAUUUACUGAGAUCUCUAUGUGACCCACAAGCAAUACACAUUAUAGUGGUUUGAUUUGAAUUAUGUGUCAUGAAAUGUCUAGUUAAAAAAGUAACACUACAGGGGCGGA